Messenger RNA from Durusdinium trenchii, 753 nucleotides. The record is from the annotation of a GenBank genome assembly. NCBI's taxonomy places the organism in Eukaryota, Dinophyceae, Suessiales, Symbiodiniaceae.
AUGGCUCCCACUUUUCCGAAGGCUCCGCCGUGGGGUCCGAUGUGCCCAAGAAGCGACCGAGCCGCAGCAAGGGGCCCUGGCUCACUGUGCACAGGCCGCUACGUCAAGGGCUGGCGCAAGUGGUCGGAUCGCCGACAGAGCUGGGUGGCCAUUUUUGAGUUUGAGGGCCGCAUCUGGCGGAAGAACGUGACGGAGGAGAAGGCCCCACGUACCGCCGUGCAUGUGGAUCCCUUGCUGAUCGAGUAUCAGGCUGCGCCCAUUUGCUGCCGAAAGCCCUCAGGCUGCAGUGAUUCUGAAAGUGAAGCAGAUGCCAAUGCAGGCUUGCAGCCAGGGGACGAAGAAGAGGACAACACCUUCGUGAUGGCUCGGGAGUUGAAGUACCACCUCCAGCUGACCUCUGAGAUUGUUGGGAUGGCCAGGCAGACGGAUCUGUGCCGCUGCGACCGCGUGAUCGGCAGGUGGGACUUCGGCGAAGCCUCGGUGGACUCCAUGGGGCGACUGUGCACCGAGAUCAGCUGGUGGCUCAACGACGAGGCCGCCAACGAUCGCUACGAGCGCCUAGAAGAGAACUGGGAGAUGCUGCUGGCAGUCUGGGAACAUUUGCUCUGUUUUCACUUGGAGGAGCUGCAAGACUGCGGCUUCGACCAGAGCAUCGCCCAACGCUUCCUGGAGAGGUGUCUGCACUUUCGCAUCGGAGAGGCACGGCAAGUGAAGGGAAUGAUGGAGCCUCUCGUGGACAUCGUUGCGCUGUGA